CAGAAGCUAGCACAUCCUCAAAUCUUCUGUAAUCUGGUUCCAUACACCUCGAGCAAUCUGCUGCUUGCAUGAAAAUCAUCGAACAAGAAGCCCGUACACGGCGGCAAAUCAUCCGUUUUAGCAACUUUAUUUUUUUCAUAUAAAAUCCAGAUCGGGCACAAAGACAGCAAACCGAAACAAAACUCAGUUACAUACUAGCCUUUCACCUGCUUCCUACCUUCUUUUCCCCCUUUUUUCCUUUUUAAAAAAAUAAACCCUCAUCGACCAUCUCUUUUAAGAAAGCGAAUUCUAAAUAAACUCGGUUAUGGAAGUCAAGUCUGGGUCAAAACUUCGUCGUAGCGGGCGCAGCAAGAACCGCACGGCGAAUCCAAUGGCCGUAUACGAUUACGCUCUACGAUGUGCACUUCGAGCAUACCUGGAACAGUCAGGCAACAACAACAGUGCAGCAUUGAAUGCAUCGAAAAAGGACCGAGGCGACAACCGUCAUUCCAUCCAUAUGGGUGUGAGCGGUGUACUCGGAUCGCUGACGGACAAAUUUGGUGAUGAUGAGAAAAAGUCGGACAAGUUGACACGAGAGAUAGUACGCGGGCUCCUGAAACGACUUGACGAGGUGAAGAAGAGCAAAGACUUGUCGAAAAUGGAUCGCGAGGAAAAGAUAUUUCUGGCCAUCAUCUCGCAGUUUCAAUCCAAGCUGCAGCAGCAACGGUAUCGACCCACCGGUACCGUCAACGACCUUGUCAUUACAUUUCUGAAAACGGCUGAGGCUGAGCUUCGCAAAUCGGAUCCGAACCCUGCGAUCUGGUAUGAGGAACUCAACCGUCAUAUCGCCCGGUUUGCAGAAAUCGUCAAGCAGACCGUCCAGGAAGAUGCACCUUCGUCCGCCACCCCCGAAUUGAUGGAGAAGCUCAACCAUUUCAUCACGCCGACGAAGCGACGCCAGUCGGAUCGAAAGCAGCCUGCGCCGCCUUCACCAAACUCGCCUCAGCCGGCAGACGGUUCGAUUGAAGCUCUCGAGAGUUUCCCCAUGAUAUCCUUGAUCCAGAAUAUGUUCCAAGUCAGUGAUGCGGAUCAUCGAAAGAAGUUGAAGGAGCUUCGUGCUGUUUGUACUGAUUCUGCUAUUUUGAUGGAUCUCAAAAAAUGUAUCAACAAUGUCCAUACCAACCAAUCGUUUCCCGGACGACGAGAAGAUUUCCCCAGUCAGCAAGCGUACGAUAACUGGCAUCGCCGUGAAGUCAAACAGCUGACAGAACUGAUGAACACAAUGAUGCUGAUGAAGCCCAACUUGGCACUUAAUUCAGCAAGCGAAACGGACAUGGGCUUCUCCAACUUACUUGCGAGUGAAGGAGCUCGCUCGAGAAACUCGCUCCAACAAGGCGAAACUGAUAGUCAAAACACUUUUGCUUUCAUUCCAAACGAUCCUCGCUCCUAUUUCCGCUUGCUCAUGUCCAUGUGUAUCGAUUAUGAUAACGAAGUGGUGCCAGAUUGCGAACGCGCCAAAACGAGUGUUCUAUCACAACAGUCUGACGAGCUUUUGCGUGAGUGCUGGCGAACAUGGCGUCUGUCGUCUCCUUUCCGUGCCGUGUUGUAUCUCGAACUUGUUCGGACCCGCUUUGAUCAAAACAAACUCGAUUUGGAAGAUGUCAAGGAUGCAUCACGUGCUCUAGAUAAAGUUAUCAAGGAAAAUGAUUCCAGUUCUUGGGCGAUCAAUGAUCGAGAGUCUCUCAUUCGUGCAUAUGAAGGUCUUAACCAUACCCUGCUGCAUGAAUUGGAGGCCGCUCUCUCAGAAUACUGGAAAAUAAGACCUUCUUGGGUAUACGAUCUUGUUGGAAUGCUCGAUAAAAUAUAUGAAAACCCCGCAUACUUAGAAGACCAUGCCGAUCCUAUGUUAGCAUUCUCUCGUUUGGAAGAGACAGUAGAGGGUGCUGCUGUGAGUCGAUGGCGAACACUCGAGAAAGCGAUUCUUGAUGAUACCCAGGACAGUCUUACCAAUUUGCUUACAUUGGCUGACAAACUUAUCAAAGAGCUGGUAUCUAUAUCUAAAAAGAAGUUUAGCACGCCAAUCAAAGGUUACUUGGAAGUUCCUGGCAUUGUAAUGGCACGACACAUGCCAUUUUUCGCCUUGGAAAUGGAAAAUUGGGCAUAUUCACCUGAAGCACGAAACGCACCUGUCGAGGUCACAUUUGAAUUAUACCACAAAGUUCUGAGUCUGAAGCGACUCUAUGAUCAAUAUGGCCCUCGACAAAAGGCGGCCUUGUUUAAAGUAGAAUCAUGGUUCUUACAGCAUGUCCGACGAUGGCUCAAGACCACACACGCAGCAACUCCAGAAUGGGUGGAAAAUGCUAUUAAACAAGAUGAGUUUAAACCUAUCAACGAAACAGCAGUACACUCUUCCUCUAUUGUCGAUCUAUUCAGUAUGUUCCACCAAGCUGUGGACUUUGUACAAAACUUACAAUGGCCUAAUGAGCUCCAGCGCUGCCGGUUCCUAACAGCAUUAUCAAAGGUAAUUGCCAUUGCUCUUGAUCAAUACACAAAUACCAUUGAGCACUUCAUUCUUGAAGAAGUCAGUCCACCGCAGGAAUUGGAAGCCGACCCCUCCUCGACAGGCUCCUUCCUUGACAAAGCACGCUAUCUUACUGGUAGCCAUAAUACUGUCAAAGAAGAAGCCAUGCCACCCGAUUUUAAUCCAGAGCUAUGCGUAAUGAUCAACGACAUUGAAGCAGCUCGUAGUCGACUUGACCGAUUGUAUCAAAUUAUGGACGUGGACGAAAUUGCAGACAGAAUGCGUGAAUUCGGCUCUCCCGCAGUCGAAAAGACCGAACAAACGAACUUUUUGUACUCGAUCCGUGUCGUUCGUGCCGAAAAUUUACAGGCACUGGACAACAACGGCCUGAGCGAUCCAUAUGUCGUUCUGGAAAUCAGCAAAAGGGAAGUCGCAAAGACACGUACAGUUUACAAAACGCUCAAUCCACGCUGGGAUCAAACAUUUGAUAUCUGGCUAAACGAGCGUGAUGCCGACGCAUUGGCCGUUGUUUAUGAUGAAGACAUGAUUGGUGCCAACCAAGAAUGCGGCAGCGUUUGGUUUAAACUGUCGCCCAGUUAUUUCGAUGAUUAUCAGAUGCAUGAUCUGAAUCUUACACUACACCCUCAAGGCAAAUUACAUUUGCGUGUAAGUCUGGUCGGUGAAAAAGAUGACAUCCAGUUUUGGUUCGUCAAGGCAUUCCGUACUCUGAAACGAUCCGAAAACGAUGCAGCAGCGCUCAUCGUUGACCAGAUGGGUCGAUUCAUGCGAUACUGUUUAUCCCGACGCACAUUGGAUAAACUGAUGCGCAAAGACAAGAGCUUCUUCUCAUCAUUUAGCCGCUCUAACAAGCAAGUUGAACCAAGCUUACAAGAGUGUGAAGAUGCGAUCGCCCCAUUAUUGGACUAUCUGGAAAAGAACCUCAAAAUUCUAAAUGAUAACUUGUCAGAAACCAAUAUGCAGUUGGUUGUACUGAAGAUAUGGAAAGAGGUGCUAUUGACCUUGGAGGGUGUCUUGCGUACUCCCAAGACCGAGAAUAACCAUCAACAAGAUGCCUCACUGGACGAAUACGAGGAACACAUCGUUCUCAAAUGGCUCGAGCUCCUGAAAGUCUUCUUCAACGGUGGUGAAGAUGGAGAUGCAGUACCACUCGACAAAUUGGAAAACAAGCAUUAUCGCUCGCUUAUUCAAGAUGUCCGUCAUCACAGAGACUCUGCUCCUAUCGAGGGUUACUAAUCUUCUUUUGCUUCUUUACUCUUAUCCUUUGCCACCAUCACACCAGUAAAAAACGUCCCUUGUCUUCCCCGUAAUAUAUAUCCUUUUCUUUUGCAAGUCAAACCAACGCGCACAUGCAUGUACUAUUACAAAACUUCCCCUCGCUCCUUUUUUUCUCUCUUCCUUUCAAUCUUAUACAUAUAUAUAUAUAUAUAUACUAUGCCGUUUUUCUUUUUUUCUUCUUUAUUACCAUUAUUAUUACUGCUUGCGUGUGUCUUUUGAAAAUUU
Messenger RNA from Zychaea mexicana, 4021 nucleotides. RefSeq lists its product as uncharacterized. The transcript is spliced from 13 exons. Bases 305 to 3754 code for a protein of 1149 amino acids. The record is from RefSeq and is a predicted model, not a curated record. NCBI's taxonomy places the organism in Eukaryota, Fungi, Mucoromycota, Mucoromycetes, Mucorales, Lichtheimiaceae.